This is a messenger RNA of Drosophila albomicans, 1432 nucleotides long. RefSeq lists its product as uncharacterized. The coding region runs from base 171 to 1301 and encodes 376 amino acids. The transcript has a single exon. The record is from RefSeq and is a predicted model, not a curated record. NCBI's taxonomy places the organism in Eukaryota, Metazoa, Arthropoda, Insecta, Diptera, Drosophilidae.
UUUAGUUCGUUUUGGAUUUUCAUUUGAGUAUUGUAAAAUUUUGUCAGUUUCCAGGACCAUGAAAAUUCUUUGAAUGUUGAACAAUACACAAGAUUCCAUAUACGCAAUAAACAAGCAAAUAUUAUACAAUUUUAUACCACAGUUAUAUAAACCUCUACAAUUAACUUUUAAUGUACAAACUGCUCAAAAUGAUGCCCGAUGAUGAUGGUGUCUUCUUUAACCCGUUUAUGAUUGGUCCCGCUGAAUGUUCGCAACGCAAUGAAUACAAGCAGCCCGCUUAUGUUACUUAUCCGCCGCCUUAUGCCACAUUGCCCAAAGCGCACACCAACAAGUCCGUCUCGAAGGGUUCAUUCUUUGUCAAACAGGAAAAGGAGGGAAAUAUCAAUACAUCCAAAUCACAGCUGGGUGAAAUAUGUUUCUCUAAAGCUAUCAAAAAAGAUAUGGUCGCUGCCAAGCAAUUGGCCAACGGAUUGAACGAUGAUCAUGAACGCAUUUAUGCUGGUCGAGCAUCGAAAACGAGUAAAACGCAAUUUGAAGCCGAUUCGGUGAGAACGUUAAUGCCCGUUAGAUCAAAGCGAUCAGCGUCUGAAGUCAGUACAACGGCCUCUGAAAUAAGUGCAGUUAAAUCGACCACUGAUGGAAAGACUUCUAAGUUAAGCUUGCGUUCGCAAGCCAAUAAAAACACAGAUUCAAAUGUGACAUUGAAGGCAGCACAAAAGAAGUCGCUACACAAAGAUGUGGACACUGAUUUAUACGAAAAUGUUUCACAUGUUACUGUGCGUUCAAGUAAACGGGAAGCUGACAAUACAUCGCAUCAUUCGAUGCGUUCAUCACGGCGAGGAGAUCAUAGUGUUGAUAACAUAUCACGUGUGUCUGCUAAAUCUAAAGCCUCUGUUGUUUCUAGGCCCAAAGUACAUGCAGACACAAAACUAUCUCGUGUUUCGCUAAAAUCCAAAACAACUGAACGUCAGACAGAAAAUGUUUCUCGCAUUUCCUUCGCGGGGGAUGAAAAUAGAACAGACAACAUAACUUUCAUGUCGAAAUCGCAUAGUGUUAGCAAAUCAAGACCAUCGAUCCAAGAGGUUGCCGAAUCCAUUCAAAAGGAACUGGCCAAAUCAAUGGAGACUACGAGAUCGUUGUCCAUCAAGGCAGCUGAGUUAAAUGAACGUCUCAAGGCUGGCAAUGAGUUCAAGCACAAUCGAUUCAAUACUCUCGCUCGGCAAUGUGUUCAAAGCGAACCUUUGAAACGCUGCCGGGAGGAUCGCAUGGCACUCUGGUACAAGGAUUCGGUUCUUUCUUAAACUAUAUUCCCGACUAAUUCAGUUAUUUCUUUGCUCAUUUAAUUAUUUACGCCAAGCACUGGAUUCACAAUAAUUAAAUGCAACGGCGCUUGAUUCCCCCAUAUUCCCUAAAAUAAAAUAAAAACAAGAAA